Manacus vitellinus (golden-collared manakin) is the source of this 2330-nucleotide messenger RNA. It is a transcript of the gene MMP15, whose product is annotated as matrix metallopeptidase 15. The coding region runs from base 21 to 1685 and encodes 554 amino acids. Gene Ontology annotation, cellular component: extracellular matrix. The record is from RefSeq and is a predicted model, not a curated record. Gene Ontology annotation, biological process: extracellular matrix organization; proteolysis; collagen catabolic process. The transcript is spliced from 9 exons. NCBI's taxonomy places the organism in Eukaryota, Metazoa, Chordata, Aves, Passeriformes, Pipridae. Gene Ontology annotation, molecular function: zinc ion binding; metalloendopeptidase activity.
ACGAGGAGACCAUAGCGUGGAUGAAACGUCCCCGCUGUGGGGUCCCGGACCAGUUUGGGGCACGGACAAAGUCCAACAUGCGGAGGAAGCGGUACGCGCUGACGGGGCGGCGCUGGAGCCAGAGCCACCUCACCUUCAGCAUCCAAAACUACACGGAGAAGCUGGGUCGAUACAACUCGUACGAGGCUGUCCGACGGGCUUUCCGGGUGUGGGAGCAAGCCACGCCGCUGGUUUUCCGGGAGGUGGCCUACGAGGACAUCCGGCAGAAGCGGAAGAAGGAGGCUGACAUCAUGGUGCUCUUUGCCUCUGGCUUCCAUGGAGACAGCUCCCCCUUUGAUGGCCUCGGGGGAUUUUUGGCUCAUGCCUAUUUCCCCGGCCCUGGCAUGGGGGGGGACACGCAUUUCGACUUGGAUGAGCCUUGGACGCUGGAGAAUGCGGAUGUGUCUGGGAACAACCUUUUCCUGGUGGCUGUGCAUGAGCUGGGGCACUCGUUGGGUUUGGAGCACUCCAGCAACCCCAGUGCUAUCAUGGCCCCCUUCUACCAGUGGAUGGACACAGAGAACUUCCAGCUGCCCGAGGAUGACCUCAAGGGCAUCCAGCAGCUCUACGGUACCGCGGAUGGGCACCCUCAGCCCACCAAGCCUUUGCCCACCGUGACACCCCGGAGACCUGGCAGGCCAGACCAGAGACCUCCUAAACCUCCCCCUCCUGGGAAACCAGAGCGACCCCCCAAACCUGGCAGCCCGGACCGACCUGACCAGUAUGGCCCCGACAUUUGCGACGGGGACUUCGACACGGUGGCGGUGCUACGUGGGGAGAUGUUUGUGUUCAAGGGCCGGUGGUUCUGGAGGGUCCGGCACAACCGGGUGCUGGACAACUACCCCAUGCCCAUCGGACACUUCUGGCGGGGCCUCCCUGGGGACAUCGAUGCUGCCUACGAGAGGCAUGAUGGGAAAUUCGUCUUCUUUAAAGGUGACCGCUACUGGAUCUUCCGAGAAGCCAACCUGGAGCCCGGGUACCCACAGCCCCUGGUCACCUAUGGGCAGGGCAUCCCCUACGACAGCAUCGACACGGCCGUCUGGUGGGAACCCACAGGACACACCUUCUUCUUCCGUGGGGACAGAUACUGGCGCUUUAACGAGGACACGCGCUCGGUGGACCCCGGGUACCCGAAGCCAAUCUCUGUCUGGGUGGGGAUCCCUCCCUCGCCCAAGGGGGCUUUCCUCAGCCCAGAUGCCUCCUCCACCUACUUCUACAGAGGCACAAAGUACUGGAAAUUCGACAAUGAGCGGCUCAAGACAGAGCCAGGUUAUCCCAAAUCCAUCCUACGGGACUUCAUGGGCUGUCACACGGAGCUGGUCCCAGAUCCCAAUCCCCGCUGGCCCGAUGUGGACCGACCCCCCUUCAACCCCGAUGGGGACGGGCGGACUGAAGGUGAGGAGGAGGAGGACGAGGAGGAGGAAGAUGAGGAUUACGAGGAGGAAGAUGGCCAGCCAGGCAGGGAUGUGGACGUGGUGGUGCAGAUCGACGAGUACACGCGCACCAUGAGCGUGGUCAUGGUGCUGGUGCUGCUGGUGCUGCUGCUCUGCAUCCUCGGCCUCAUCUACGUCAUCGUGCAGAUGCAGAGGAAGGGCGCGCCCCGAAUGCUCUUGUACUGCAAGCGAUCCUUGCAGGAGUGGGUCUGACCCUGGCUCCCUCCCCAAACCGCCCCUGCCACCAUGGUGCUAAGAUGGACCUGACACCCCCCUCCCCUUGUCCCCCACCACGGCCUCAGCUCCUCUACCCCAUUGUUGCUUGAUGGCUCCAGCCUCAGAAAAGGGGGGAUGCCCAACCCCCCCCAGCCCCUCCAGGGCAGCCGGGCUGGGACCGGGGAUAGUCAUGGGGGGGCUGGAGGGCAUCCAGGUCCUGCCUGCUCCCCAGUGCCUGCACCUCCCCCCAGCCGUGACCCUCAGGCUGCCACCCAUCACGUGCCUGCCUCUGCCUCGGGGUCCCUGCAGGGUCCCUUCCUUCCAUGUGAGCCCGCUGGGGCUGGGGUGGUGAGCGGGCUGGGGCUGCUCACAAGUGCUGCGAGCUGGCAGGUCUCAGCCGCUGGCACCUGCAGUGGUGGGGAAGGGGGGGGGCUGAGCUCAUGGCUGUGUUUCCUGUUGAACUGCGGGGAUACAGGGAUGUGGUGCCUAAAGACAGUGUGAGCUGGGAUACACUACCUUUGCAACCCCUCUGGGGCUCAGCUUAGCCCGGGCCCUGCUGCUGCCAUGGGGCAAAGCCCUGGGGCAAAGGGCAGUGGGCACGGCCGCCUUGUAUGUCUAUUAAACAGGUCGGGUGUGUGGAGA